UUUGAAGCGCGCCCAUUUAGAAUAUUGGCGACCGCCUAUCUCGAAAGUUGGCAGCAGUAAAGGCUUGUCCGCGCAAAAACACACUCGCAUACACAAAAUAAAUUAAAAUAUCUUGCCGUAUAAGCGAAUUUGGAUCACAACGAAUUGAACAACAGUAAAAUGCAGGACCAAAAUCUAAAGGAUUUUCUUAAAGAGUUCAUCAUCAGCGACUCACAACUACAAGAAGUAUACAAACGAUUCACUGCCGAAAUACGUAAGGGCCUGUCACAGGCUACACACAAACAAGCGGAUACAAAAUGUUAUAUGACUUAUGUGCAAGAUUUGCCAACCGGUGAUGAGAAAGGCAAUUAUUUAGCUUUGGAUCUGGGUGGCACAAAUUUUCGAGUUUUGCGUGUGGCACUUAAGGGGCAUCAUGAAGCAGAAAUCAAUUCUAAAGUGUAUGCGGUACCCAAAGAAAUCAUGACAGGUUCGGGUACACAACUUUUCGAUCACAUUGCUAAUUGUUUGGCGGAGUUCGUUAAUGAACAUUCACUAGGUGAUCAACAUUUGCCACUUGGUUUCACAUUUUCAUUUCCCUGCAUACAAUUGGGUCUAACUAAAGGACUGCUGGUACGCUGGACAAAGGGUUUCCAGUGUGCUGGUGUGGAAAAAGAGGAUGUGGGGCGUUUGUUGAAAGAAGCUAUAGCACGACGUGGAGAUUUAGUGAUCGAAGUGAUGGCAAUACUGAACGAUGCUACUGGUACUCUCAUGUCCUGCGCUCAUCGGAACCCAGAAUGUCGCAUUGGUGUUAUUAUCGGUACCGGUUGUAAUGCUUGCUAUGUGGAGCGUGUGGAAAAUGCUGAGUUAUUAGAACCAGAAUACAAAAUUGAUAAGCCCAAUAUAUUAGUGAAUACAGAAUGGGGUGCUUUUGGCGAAAAUGGGCAACUAGAGUUCGUGCGCACCGAUUACGAUCGCAAAGUUGAUAAAUACUCGCUGAAUGCGGGUACACAACUGUUUGAAAAAAUGAUAUCAGGAAUGUACCUCGGUGAGUUAGUGCGUCUGGUGCUACACGAUGCCAUUCAAAAAAACCUAAUAUUUGUGCGUAACACCGUCAAACAUCAUUUCAUUAAUAUCCUUGAAAAAGACAUUGGUUGUAUUGAAACUCGUUUCAUAUCGGAAAUUGAAAACGAUAGCUUUCCCGAUUUCCAACAAACACGCAACAUACUCAAAGAACUGUUUGGCUUGGAAAAAGCCUCGGUGGAGGACUGUCAAAAACUCAGAUAUAUUUGCGAGUGUAUUUCAAAGCGUGCAGCCAAAUUGGUUGCAGUAGGCUUAAGUAGCUUAAUAAAUAAAAUUGCCGAGCCACAUGUAGUGGUAGGUGUAGAUGGAUCCGUCUACCGGUUUCAUCCUCACUUCGAUUUCUAUAUGCGAGAAACCAUGCAUAAAUUGGUAAAUCCGAAAACGCGAUUCGAACUAAUGCUUUCAGAGGAUGGUUCCGGGCGUGGUGCGGCACUGGUGGCAGCAGUGGCCAGCAAAAAUUAAAUGUAUUUUUGUUUAUACGUAAUAUCUUUACUCGAUAACAAAUAAACAGUUAAUAAAAGAUGUUAUAAAUACA
Anastrepha ludens (Mexican fruit fly) is the source of this 1594-nucleotide messenger RNA. RefSeq names its product hexokinase type 2. The coding region runs from base 160 to 1521 and encodes 453 amino acids. Gene Ontology annotation, biological process: glycolytic process; intracellular glucose homeostasis; glucose 6-phosphate metabolic process. The record is from RefSeq and is a predicted model, not a curated record. The transcript is spliced from 2 exons. Gene Ontology annotation, cellular component: mitochondrion; cytosol. Lineage: Eukaryota; Metazoa; Arthropoda; Insecta; Diptera; Tephritidae. Gene Ontology annotation, molecular function: ATP binding; fructokinase activity; glucokinase activity.